GCCUGGGCCACCAGGCCACUGAGGCCUGGGCCCUGGGCCCUGGGCCACAGGCCACUGGGCCCUGGGCCACCAGGCCCUGGGCCCUGGGCCCUGGGCCUAGGCCACUGGGCCACAGGCCCUAGGCCUGGGCCACUGGGCCCUGGGCCACUGGGCCUGGGCCCAGGCCACAGGCCCUGGGCCCUGGGCCUAGGCCUGGGCCCUGGGCCUGGGCCACAGGCCUGA
This is a messenger RNA of Dovyalis caffra, 222 nucleotides long. NCBI's taxonomy places the organism in Eukaryota, Viridiplantae, Streptophyta, Magnoliopsida, Malpighiales, Salicaceae. The record is from the annotation of a GenBank genome assembly.